CAAAGCGCUCAGUUUGUUGGACUCGCUCGGCAACUCGGCACGGUCUGGCCGGUCUUGAGGGCGCACGCCUUGGCGCUCGCCUUGCCGCUGGUCGCGAUCCUGGCUGCCUUUGCCGAUCUGGCGCAGGCGUCGUCGUGCCUGGUCUUGCCCGCCGCGCUUGGAUGGGCGGAGUGAUGCCUGCACGGGGCUUGGCAGUGUGUGAUUCAUGUACCUAGGGUGCUGGCCGUGCUGGCGUGAGGGGAAGACGCCCGAGAAACAGUGAUGGUGAUGUGUGUCCAGUGCAACCAGAAUAUCAUCGGCAGUAUGUGGUGUUGUGUGCGCCAGUGUAGUGUUUCAUGACUGUGAUAAAAGACUUAAGUGAAAUCUUCAUUCCUGAAAUAACAACACUUCGGUUAUGGACUGUGCAUUAUGACUAAUGUGGAACUGAGUACGAUUAGUUUAGAAGUUACAAGUAGUACAAGCCCCUGUCAAGAUGACAUCGAGUCAAAUCAAUUUACUAGUCUCACACCCUCAAGUGUCCUUGCGAAUGAAGCGGCUGUUGCAUCGUCAUCGGAAGCGCCUGAAAAUGAGGACAGCCCAUCAUCCAGGCGUACAAGCAGUACCUUCACUAGUACAGUAUGCAGCAUACAGGCCGGUGUACAACUGGGCGUUACUGAGGGCUUACCUAAUUCAAACUUCGAGAGCAGUCACCACACACCCCGUCAACAAAUUGCUGUUCCGAGUACCACGGCAAAACCUCAAGAUAAAAAGCAACGCAACACAUGCCAACGAAUAUGGAAGCAUCUCAAGACCUCAGGUAUCGGGGAGCCCAGCGUGUACCACGCCUUGGUUGUCAUUUUCUUGGAAUUCUUUGCAUGGGGCCUUCUAACUAUGCCCGUUAUUUCGGUGCUGAAAGAGACAUUCCCAGAACAUACAUUCUUGAUGAAUGGUCUCAUCAUGGGCAUAAAGGGUAUAUUAUCCUUCCUAAGUGCACCACUGAUUGGGGCCUUAUCAGAUGUGUGGGGACGCAAGUUCUUUCUUCUAGUCACAGUGUUCUUUACAUGUGUACCAAUUCCACUUAUGUCCAUUAAUCAUUGGUGGUUUUUUGCCAUGAUCAGCAUUUCUGGAGUAUUUGCUGUUACCUUCUCAGUUGUAUUUGCCUAUGUCGCUGAUGUCACUGAAGAAAAUGAGCGAAGUUUAGCAUAUGGCUUGGUAUCUGCAACAUUUGCCGCGAGCUUGGUCAUAAGCCCUGCUCUUGGGGCAUACAUGAUGAAUGCCUAUGGCGAGAAUCUUGUUGUAGCUGUUGCCACGGCAAUUGCCUUGCUUGAUGUUUUCAUCAUUCUUGUGGCUGUACCAGAAUCUUUACCAGAAAAAGUGCGCCCAUCAUCUUGGGGAGCACCAAUAUCUUGGGAACAAGCGGAUCCUUUUGCUGCACUACGCAAAGUUGGAAAGGACCACACAAUUCUUAUGUUGUGCACUACUGUCUUCUUAUCUUAUCUACCUGAAGCCGGACAGUACUCCUGUAUUUUCGUGUAUUUAAAAUUGGUUAUGGAUUUCAAUGAGGUCAUGGUGGCUGUGUUCAUUGCAACCAUUGGUUUGCUCUCUGUUGGUGCUCAAAUGAUUUUAGGAGUUCUCAUGAAACAGCUCGGCUCCAAGCAUACCAUCAUGGUUGGACUGCUGUUUGAAAUGCUACAAUUAAUGUGGUUUGGAUUUGGGUCUCAAAUGUGGAUGAUGUGGGCUGCUGGCGUUCUGGCCUCAGUUUCCAGCAUAACUUACCCUGCCAUUAGCGCCUUCGUGUCUAUGCACUCAGAUGCUGACAAUCAAGGUUUGGUCCAAGGGAUGGUGACUGGAAUGCGUGGUCUUUGCAAUGGUCUAGGCCCUGCCAUGUUUGGUGUAAUAUUUUACCUCUUCCACGUUGACCUUAAUGAUGAUGGGAAGCACCGUGAUGAAUCUAGGACCACUCAUAUUCUUGACAAUGCCACUGCUGGUCAUGCAGAUAACUUUCCUCAGGAGCCUGUGUGGGCUAUCAUUAGUCAGUUGAUCCCUGGGCCUCCUUUCGUGUUUGGUGCUCUACUUGUCAUUUGUGCGCUUUUGGUUGCGGCUUUUAUACCUGAGAGUGGCAGUGUGGCAAACAAUUUCCGCUCCGGCUCUCGGAGACAGUCUGGGCUUUCCAUGGAAGUCCAUUAUGAAGUGGAACGCAGCAAGAGGCACAAUGGUCUCAGUCCUCUUUCUCCACUUGUUGACAACUCUGCACUCCAUUGUGCCCUUUAAAGUGGGAAUCGUUUUGCUAGUUUGUCUCUAGCCAACUGAAACCCAGGAGGGUCGUCAUGCUUUAUUUGGGAACUUUAAAUCACAAUUAUGUGGCUAUGCAGCAGUCAAAGUGAAUAUUUGUUCUAGGGCCUACUGCACUAUAAGCAUACAAAAUUAUCUGCAGUUCAAGAGUGGAGACUGUCCAAAUUGCCUUCUCCUUAUCCUCAAGUGGCUCAACAUCAAGAUACCAAAUUUAAUUUCCACCUCACCGUAAUUAUCAAGGUGCCUGACUAAUAAAUUACUAAAAGUUUCUUUAACCAAAUGUUAAGUAGUUGUUAUGGUUUUCUGUUGUUAUUAAUGUAGAAGCAUUCCACCCAAAUCAUACUAUUGCAUGUGAAAUCAGACAUUGGAGGACGUGUGGAAAAUAUCAUCUCCCUUUACCGUUAUUUUAAAAUUUAUAAUUCGUUUGGUUUUUUGUAAUAGAAGAGACUUAUUCUGAUUACUAUUCAUAUAUUUACUGCUCUUGGUCAGUUUGAUAUAUUGAUGUUUAAUGUUGCUGUGUUAGGUGUGAGCUUGUGUGUUUUAGUCAUGUGGAUGCACAUCUCAAACCUACUUGCCAUUGUAAGAAGUCAACCAGUCCUUUGAGAACUCGUGGCUGAUCUCCGUCCUGCUGCGUUUCUCAGGUUAAUUUCAACUGUGCCUUUCAUCAUUGCACGUUGUUGUAUUUUGUAGUGUGAGGUCUAGUACUGUAAUUGAUUUGACCCACAAUUGUAAUUUAAGCUGGCUUUCGUGUGAGAGGAAGUAUGUUAAUAAUAUUUAAUAUAAUCUAUUAUCUGUUAAAAGGUUGGUCUGUGAUUUGAUUUGUCUUAUAUUCUAGUGUAUGUUUUGAUGUAAAGCUUCUUUUGUUUCUUAGAAGAAUCACACAGGGAUACAAAGACACUAUGGAUUGUCUAUCCUAGGCUUCAUAAUUCCUGUAUGUUGACUUUAUAUUCUCCCGCCUUAACUUAACUGUAUUUCUAGAUAUUCUUAUUAAUGUCUAAGAUUCAAAAGGAAAAAAAAAGUACUACAGGCUUUUCUUUUAGAGCAAAGCAUUGCUUGAAUUUAGGUCUUUGUGAAAGUGUCAAAUUGUUAAAAUCUUGGUGUAUUUAGUAGUGUCUAGACUAUGAAAUGUGUGAAUGUGAUGUGUGUCUGUAUGUGUGUUUGAACAACAUGCUGUAGCUCAUAUAUUCAGCAAGAUUAAUGAUUAGAAAUGACACGGUGUUAUUUCAUUUCUUAUAUUGAUAUUAGUUCAGUGCCUAUUUAUUUUAAUCAUGUUGAUAUCAGUAGCUCUCAAAUAGUUUCAAUUCCAACAGGCUUGGCUUUUUUAAGAAACAAAAUUGUGUAUGGUGGGCUUUGACACUGUGUACAAUUUCACUUUUGACUGAAACUACCUCUUUAUUGUUUAGAAGCCUUUUCCAUUGAUGGUAGCUUUUCUUGGAUAAUCACACAAUGCAUAGCUGCAGCAUCUGUACAGACUGAUGACCUAAAUUUCUUUGUGAACGCUCAUUGCCCGGUGAUCUCGUAUAGCUUACUUGUUCCAGUUCAGUCUGCUUUAGUCUACCACAGUUCUUGGAGUUUUCAGAGUAAUGAGUUCCAUCUAAGGCCUGAUUUGCUUUUCUCUAAUGUAGUCUUUGUGAGGUCACUGUAGCGUUUAACAAUUUUAUUUUGUGAUGAAGUUAAGCUGAUAACUGGUUCAGUUUUUGUGUCCAUCAUAACAGUGAGAGUUUUAAAUUCAUUUAAUGGCCCCUUCUUAUCUAAAUGACGAUUAGGUGGUGAUUGCACCUAUAUUGACACCUAUUGGUGCAGUGUCAUGUUUAAAAUCAUCCCUACCUCUCUUUUCUAUUAUUGUUUCUAGUUCAUGGUCAAAAAUACUUGCUUUUGCUCUCUAGAUUAUGAAUUGGAAAAGCGUGAGUUGCUUUCCUAAGGGACCACAUCACUAAAGUUAUCAUUAUUUCAGUGGUGGAGCUCAUACAGUUUUCUCAAGGCAAACCUAACUUAACUACAGUGGACUUGGUCUUUUGAAAAUCUCUGAUGAAGGAAGUUUCUCUCUUUUUUCUUUUUGCCUGUGCCCAUGACAAGAUUUGAGGAGAUAUGGAAAAGGAUUCCACCUUACUCCCUCUUUCUCUCCAUUAAACUGUCUCACACCUAAAAACAAUGUUUCUGUUUCAAUUACUGUCUUUUGUGGAUUUUCCAAAAUGUCACUGAAUCAAUAUGUGGUUGCUUGCAUUGCACCUUUAUGUGAAAACUGUGUUAUAUUUUGGUGUUUGUGUGUGUGUUUGUGAGCCUGCCUGUGUGUGUGAGUGUGUGUGUCUGUUGAGAGCACAUCAUUUUGUCUUGACAGUUCUCAUUGACUGAAACUAUUCUAAGAUUUUUAUCUUCUGACUCCCUGAUGUAUGAGCAAUCCCAAAUAUAACGAGUUUAUGUAAUUCUUACCUCCUCUUAUUUCCUUUUGAAGUUUUUAUUUAUUGAGGGUAUCUUUUAAAUGCCAAAGAGUGAUAAUCAGAUUGAACUACUGCUGAUCAGAGGAUGUGUAACUUCACUAUAUUAUAACCUCAACAAAUUUCUGGGCCUGAUUGUGCACUAAUGUGGUAUCUAUCUUGAUUCUUUUGUUUUGUGGUUAUUAAUAAAUUUGACAUUCAUAAAAAUGAGAUGUUACAUUUUGGUUGGGGUGGGACUAUCCCUGGCCUAGGCUUUUGGUUUUUAAGUCUGACUCUUGUCUCUUUAAAUGUAUCUGCAUACAAACUUCAUCGUCAAAUGUCAAGGUUAAGAGAGUUUGUUCAUGGAUGGUCUAGGUCUCCCCCCACCCCAAUUUUUUUCUUCUUUAGAACUUGUACUGUCCCUCUCUUUCAUUUGAGUACAUGAUUUUACAUCGUCUCAUAUUGUGAAUGCACUUUUACUGGCACGUAAGUGCUCCUUUGUGUACGUGUGUGCGUGUGUGUGCAAGUGGACAUGUAGGUAGGUCUGUACUGUGAAUAUUGUUAAAUAUGUGAAUGUCUCUGUUGUAUAUUGUGCUGUGGAGGAUGGCUUCUUCUUGGAAGCGUUGUGAUUUUGUCAUUCUUGUAGUGAUAUGUUUGUGAUUCCCUUCCUUGUCAUUGUCAUUUGGGCAGCCCUUAAAAAAAUAUUCAAAUUUGUCAUUUUGCAAAAGUAUAAAAAAUUAACCUAUUAUUCUGUCUACUUCAAAAUGAGUUAACUUUCCAGUCUUUUAUGAAAGAGGGUCUGUAUAAAAAAGGAGUAAAGAGAGUUCUAAAGGAGUCUAGUGGAAGCAAUUUGAAUUUGGAAUACUGUGUGUGUCUGUGUGUGAGUGUGUGUAUGUUUAUUAAAAUGUGCACAACUAGAUCAGCUGUAGAUAAAAAUGCAUUUGGACUUUGUAUAAAAAUUAUUGUCUUUUCAAUAUCAGAGGAAAAACAAAUUUCUCCAAGCAUGAAAACUGGCUUUGAAAUUUUACUGCAUGGACAUUCCAAUUUCAUUUUUUUUUUAAACUGUUGAUUUAUCCUUUUUACAAGGUCAUAUUUCUAGAAUUUUGGCAUUGUAAAGUUGUCUGAUCACUCAGUGUUUUUGCUUUUGUUCAUACUGUUUGCUAUUUUAGUUUUCUUACUGUUAACAUUUCCAGUGAGCGAGUUCAUUCUAAAUAGGAGCAAUUCAAUUGUAACUGCCAUAUCUUUUUGUUGUCCCAAUGUCCUCUUAGGCUGAAAAUUAUUUUGGUGUGCUACAGGCAUGAAUUUUCCUCGUAAAUAGUUUUACAACUGUACAGUAAAUUAAAAAUGCUGGUUUGGUAAAGAAAGUUGUUUUAACGUGAUAUCAAGAAGAAAGUUUCUUUGGUACAUCAGGCGAGGAGUAUUGCUUCAAAGUGUUACAAUUACUUACAUUAUGGAACAGUAUUUAUUUGAAUAGGUGGCUUUAAACAUGUUUUAGUGGAGAAAUUAGAUGUAAUUAGAACAGUCAACAAACACUUAUUGCAAACAUGUUUGUUGCCUUUCUUCCGAUUGUUUGAUUACAUAUAGAGUAUUAAGAGGCCUUUAACAUUUGGAAGCAUUUUCUUUGCUGUCUUUAUUUUUGUAUACUGAGUGCGGCCCAAAUAAACAAGUUGUUCUCGUAAUGGCUUUUUCUUCUAGCAGCUGAUGCAUCAUAAGAUGCAAGCGUGGUUUGUGCGGAUACUGUUAUUUAGUAAUGUGUAGGUCAGUAUGUAAAUAGGAAAAAAGUAAAUGUGAUAGAUGUUGUUUUCUUCUCUGUUGGUUAGGUUAACUUACGGAACUGAAUAUCUUGGAUCAGCUGUUCUCUAUCUUAUCAAAAUUUUGCCCAUUCCUCUCUAAUUUAAUUUUUCUGUGUCCAUAUCUGGAGCAUCUAAUUAUGUCAUUGUCAAUUUACAGACCUCUUAAUGUACUUCUUGAAAAACAGUCAAUACUCGUUAGCAAUUUUCGUCUCAAUCCUAGUUACAUCCCUUUUUUGUUAAAUCAUGAUUGUAAAUAUGUCUUGACAAGUAAAUAUUUUGGGUCACAUGUAUGUUUUCCUUGUGUGUGUUUUAUUAUUAAGUAACUGGCAUUAAUGAAGUACUCUUUGGCGGUCGCACUGUGCUGGUUUGACCUUUCUCAUAGAGUUCUUUUUCUGUUUCAUUUCCUUUUUUUUCUUUUUUUUUUGGGGGGGGGGAGGGGAAGAGAAAGAGAAGUAAACUUAUUAUUUGGGCCCUGUUUCAACAACUCUUUGUUAAUCCAAGUAAUUGUUACUGCUGUGUACAUCAGUGCAUGACACAAAUCCAUUUGAGCAUGAUGUGCCUAAUAAUCACUGCCACAGCAAUUAUUUAACAAAAUGCUAGGCUUGAUUAAAAUGUGCACAAUCAUAUCUCACAGCUUUGUUGUGAUAGUAUUAUCUUGUUAAAAUCAGGAAAGUAUUUGUUUCCCAUCUUUAUUUCAUUAUUUUUACAAUUGUUGUGACAAAAAUAGGUAACUAUGGAGUAGAAACUACUGUUGCAUUUAAUGGCAGAAAAGGAUAGGAAAAUGGUUUGUGCGGAAAGUGAGAUCAGCGUUGGGGAAGUUCUUUUGUAUUUUUCGGUCCUUUACAAACAUAUUUUUCUGCCACUGUACAAAGUACAUAAUGUUGCUGUGAACUAGUGUUGAGUUGUGACGAGAGUAAAGACACUUUAUUUGUGAA
Thrips palmi is the source of this 7413-nucleotide messenger RNA. RefSeq names its product hippocampus abundant transcript 1 protein. Lineage: Eukaryota; Metazoa; Arthropoda; Insecta; Thysanoptera; Thripidae. Gene Ontology annotation, cellular component: membrane. Gene Ontology annotation, biological process: transmembrane transport. Gene Ontology annotation, molecular function: transmembrane transporter activity. Bases 409 to 2250 code for a protein of 613 amino acids. The record is from RefSeq and is a predicted model, not a curated record. The transcript is spliced from 13 exons.